AUGGAUUUUCUCAUCAAGUUUGCUUCCGAGCACGAGUCCUUCAGGGUCCCUGAGAUUGAAGCGCUGGCAAUCAUCGAAGGCCUGGAUCUCAAAAUCAAAGAAUAUGACCGCGAGUCUCCAUUCUGCGUCGUCCAACUUCCGUCAGUAGACGACGCAAAGAAACUCCUCCGGCGCUCAGUUCUCGCCCACUCAAUACACGAGCUAUGGGGAACGGGCAAGACUUUCGACGCCCUCCACGAGGUAAUCAAGUCUCAAACCUCCCACCUCUGGCCUAAAUACAAAGAAACUUCAUUCAAAUUCGUCGUCGACUCGUUUCAAGGAGCGCAUACCAACAAGGAGCGCCUUGCCCUCAUCGACACAUUCAGCUACCUCCCCUUUGACGGCCCCAUCCGCAUGUCCAACCCCGAUGACACAUUCACCGUCUUCGAGUUCUGGCCCUUCAACAGCGUUCCCCUGAAAAUCCAGCACCCAGAUGUCAUCCGCCUGGGCCGCUUCGUGGCAAACUCUGCCCGCGACAUCAUCCACAGAUACGACCUCAAGAAGCGCGAGUACAUCUCCACCACCAGCAUGGACGCCGAGCUCUCCCUCGUCACCGCAAACAUCGCCCUCGCCGCCCCUGGAAAGCUCUUCUACGACCCAUUCGUCGGCACGGGCUCUUUCCCAAUUGCCUGCGCCCACUUUGGCGCCAUCGGCUGGGGUAGCGAUAUUGACGGCCGUAGCAUGCGUGGCGAGGGCGACAAGAAGAAGAGCCUGCCGGGCAACUUUUCUCAGUACGGGCUCAAGCCCCAGUUGGGAGGCUUCUUCUCCGCGGACUUGACGAAUACGCCCAUCAGGCGGAGGAGGACAUGGGAUGGCAUCGUGUGUGAUCCGCCUUACGGGGUGAGAGAAGGGUUGAAGGUUCUGGGGCUGAAGAAUCCCGAAAACGCCACAUGGCUGAUUGAGCUCGGAAUAAACGAGUGGCAAUCACCAGACUACGUCCCUCCCAAGAAGCCAUACAGCUUCCUAGCCAUGCUCGACGACAUUCUCUCCUUCGCCGCAGAUACCCUAGUAGACAACGGCCGUCUAUCAUUCUGGAUGCCCACGGCAAACGACGAAGAGCAAGAGAUCCCUGUCCCGACACAUCCCUGUCUCGAAGUGGUCGUGGUCUGCGUGCAAGUCUUUAGCAAAUGGUCGAGAAGGCUGAUAACCUACCGGCGUCUACCCGACUCGCAGGUCUCAAGCACUGAUCUUGAAGCACACGAGAAGCGGAGGCAGGAGGCCGCAGCCGCACACACGGGCACAACAGCAGAUGACCUCAACCCAUUUCGACGAGGUUACUUUAGAAAAUUCGAGGCUGAAUAA
Molecule: messenger RNA, 1341 nt
Organism: Trichoderma virens Gv29-8
Lineage: Eukaryota; Fungi; Ascomycota; Sordariomycetes; Hypocreales; Hypocreaceae
Exons: 4
Coding region: 1-1341 (446 amino acids)
Biological process (GO): methylation
Cellular component (GO): cytoplasm
Molecular function (GO): nucleic acid binding
Source: RefSeq, a predicted model, not a curated record